Messenger RNA from Anopheles maculipalpis, 1050 nucleotides. Its product is annotated as probable serine hydrolase. The coding region runs from base 1 to 1050 and encodes 349 amino acids. The transcript has 2 exons. The record is from RefSeq and is a predicted model, not a curated record. Lineage: Eukaryota; Metazoa; Arthropoda; Insecta; Diptera; Culicidae.
AUGUCUGCGCGGAAGACAGGAGCGGUAGAGUCUAAUCAAACUGCAGGACAGGAUGACGAGAGUCUGCGGAACAACGUGGAACACCAUCCGUUGAUAAGAUUCAUCGAGCUGCAGGAUAAACAGAACAAUGUGACAGAAGUGGAAAUUCCCGUCCCAUACGGGAAGAUCGCCGGCAAGUGGUUCGGUCCAAAGAACGUUCGCCCGAUAUUGUGCCUGCACGGAUGGCUCGAUAAUAGUGGAACGUUUGAUCGAUUGAUACCGCUGCUUCCAGCGGAUGUAAGCUUCCUUUCGAUCGAUCUGCCGGGCCACGGUUACUCGUCCCGCAUACCGGACGGCAUGUCAUACUACGUAAUGGAUUGCAUUCCACUCAUCCUGACCAUUAUGCGCGAAUACGGCUGGGCAAAGGUGUCCCUAAUGGCACACUCUAUGGGUGCAACGAUAUGCUACAUCUUUGCCGCCCUCUUUCCCGACAAGGUUGACCUUGUGAUUGGACUUGAUGCGCUUAAACCACUCAGCUUCUAUCCCGAUCGUUUCCCGCAGCGUGUAAGCAAACAGGUGCUAAAGUUCAUUCAGGCGGACAUCCGCAAUCAGGAGAAAUCCGAACCACCGUCCUACACGUACGAAGAGAUGAUCGAUCGUCUGUACGAAGGUACGGCCGCUUCCGUGUCCCGGGAAACGUGCCCCUACUUGCUGCAGCGUAACAUUAAACCCUCGCGGAAAUUCCCCGGCAAAUAUUACUUCGAUCGCGACAAUCGCAUGAAGUACAACGUUAUUCCGGGUUGGGCGGACAGUGUUAAUGUGGAGCUGGCGAAACGGAUUACAGCACCAUUUCUAACGGUGAAAGCGAUCGAUUCACCUUACCCAGGGUCCAAGGAAGGAUUCGAACAGACCGUUGCGAUCCUGAAGGAAGCUAACCCAAAGUAUGAGGUGGUGUACGUAACAGGGUCACAUCAUGUACACCUAACCGAGCCGGAAAAUGUCGUCCCGGUGGUGGUAGACUUCCUACGAAAGUAUUGGCGUAAGGAGAUGGAUGUAAUUAGUAAGCUUUAA